AUGUCCUGCUAUAACCUCUUCCUUACUGCAGGAGAUUUCCUCUCCUCCACUUCUGGUGCCUCUGUGAAGCUCCAGCCUAGCCGCUGUUCAAGCCAGCUGGGCCACGCUCCGGACCAGGUCUCUUCCUCCCUGAGCUCACCUCCGAACACCGUCAGUGCCACCCCACCCUUCGCUGUCGAGCCCCGCAGCGGCACCGUCCCUGCUGGCCAGGAACAGCUCUUCCAGAUGAAGUUCUCUCCGGUGUACGUGGGGGAUUUUGAGAGCCGUAUGCUCUGCAGUAUUCCUAACCUGAAGCCAAAUCAGAAGGGCCCAGAGGUGGUUGUGAAGGGGAGAAGCCUGAUGCCAAACUGCCACUUUGAACUGGAAGACUCUGACUACCUCACCGCAAAAAGGCGCAACCCACAGUUGCAGGGACCAAGGGGGGCAACGUUCGAUCUCAGCACAAGGUGGACUUGCGAAGACCCUGAAGCCCCACCAGAACAGUCAGCUUUCUUCUGCCUCACAGAGAGAGGCCAGAUCCAGCCAGGGAAGAAAGCAGAGAUGAAGUUUGAAUUUAUCCCCCAGCACCUGGACAUCACAGAAUCAUUCUGGGUCUUUACAAUCCCCGAGCAGAACAUUUCAGUCCCGUUCCUGUUGGUGGGCAACACCACUGACCCACUAGUGACUCUGGACAGAUCCCACCUGAACUUCCACUUGCUGCUGAUCGGGCACGAGGUGCACCAGACUAUCUAUCUGAUCAACAGUGAGAAGGAAGCCUUCAGCUUUGCUUUCAGAGAAAGCUCGCUCUUCUCAGAGGGAUGCAGUGCCUCCAUGAAAAUAGAGCCCCUGGAAGGCUCCAUUGCUCCUCUUUCAAGGGUUCCCAUCACAGUCAUCUUCACACCAACACUGGAAGGAGAGGUGAUCUUCAACCUCAAGUGCGAUGUUAAGAGGAAGACCCAGCCCCUCUGCUUGAAUAUCAAAGCCACCGGCUACAGCAUGAACGUGUCUGUCAGGUGUGAGGACAGCGACGGCUGUGUCACUGCACUCAGUGCGCAGAAGGUCAACAUCAUUGAUUUCAAGGAGGUCCUCACUGCCUUCUCCCUGCAGGUGCAGCUAAACGAGAACGUCAAGCGCAUCUUCAGCAUCCACAACAACGGCAAGUUCAGCUUCACCUUCUCGUGGGAUCUGAGCGGCCCCGCAGCCCGUAAGCAGGUCCUUACCAUCACCCCUCAGACGGGCACCGUGCAGGUGGAGGGGAAAGCAGAGACCCAGCUGGCGUUUCACCCGCGGAAGGUGUGCUCUCUAAAGGACCUAGAGCUGACGCUGCAGAUCAGCAAGGGCCCCACAUUCACCUGCGUGUUCCUGGCUACCGUGGUAGUGCCCACCAUCCACUUCUCCACCACCAGACUCAACUUUGGAGCCUGCUUCAUCUACCAGGCUGGGAUGCCACUGGCCCAGCAGACCCUUGUCAUCGCCAACGAGUCAGACAAGGAUAUGAGCUUGAACUGCUUGUUCACCAGCACCGCGCACCUGGAAGUGCACUUCACAGGGUGCAUCCUGCGCCCCAGAGGGACAGUGGAGGUGCCCAUCACUUUCUAUCCCAGAGAAGUUGUGUCUUACCAUGAGCUCAUCCCGUUUGAAAUCAAUGGUCUUUGCCAGAAGACUGUUGAGGUCCGAGGAAGGGGCACAGAAAUGAAGGUUGACGUUGUGGAACCACAAGGAAAGGUGGUAAAGCUGGGAGCCCUCUCCAUUGGACAGACGGUGAAGAAGACCGUCACCAUAGCAAACAACAGUGCUGCCCCUCUCACUUUUAAGCUCAGUCUCAUGUCUACCCUGCCAGAGCUGCAGGAAGCUGGGGUUCUCUGCUUGAACCCCACCAACGGACUAAGUUUGAAGCCGAAAGGAGACACCUGUAAAGUGGAGGUGACCUUCUCCCCGAAACGCCGCAUCCAGCCCUUCACCGAAGAAGUGAUGUUGGAGUGCAGCGGCCUGGUGCGCUCCCUCUUCAUGGUACAGGGCUCCUGCCAGGGCAUCCACGUCAGCUUGGACCAGGAACACCUCAGCUUUGGAGCGGUGGUGCAGCAGAGCUACACAUCCCAGCGCGUCAUCAUGCAGAACACGGGCGACAUAGGAGUCAAGUUUAAGUGGGACAUCGAGAGCUUCAAGCCAGAUUUCUCCAUCAGCCCCACAAAGGGUUACAUCUCCCCGGGAAUGGAUGUCCCCUUCGUUGUGACCUUCCACCCCUCUAAGCUGAGCCGUGCUAUCCAGUACGAGGGCCUGCAGUGCUUCAUCCAGGGCAGUGAGCCGCUCCGGCUUACGCUGGCGGGAUGCUGCAUGGAGACCCCUGUGACCAAAGAGACGCUGACUUUCGCGUGCGACGUGCGCGAGAAGCACAGCCAGACCAUCCUCCUGUCCAACCCGAGCAACCAGGCCUGGACCGUGCAGCCCGUCAUUGAGGGGGAAUACUGGAAGGGGCCUGAAUUUUUACAUCUGGAGGCCAAUCAGCAAAAAAAGCCCUACAAGAUCACCUACCAACCCCUAACUAUGAGCUCGGAGGAUAAGAAGCAUCAGGGAUCCAUAUUCUUCCCACUGCCAGAUGGGACAGGCUUGUACUACCUCCUGCAAGGGACUGCUGAGGCCCCGAAGUGUUCGGGGACCAUUUUCCGGCAGGUGCCGUGUAGGACUUCCUACACGGAGCUCAUCCCCGUCUCCAACUGGCUGAACAGACCACAGAGGUUCCUCGUGGUAGUGGAUAUACUCAAACCAGAAAACCUGGAAAGCAGUUCUGUGCUGCAGGGGCUGGAAUACAUUGAUGUGCCAGGCUCUGCCAAGAAGGACUACAAGCUCACGUUCCUCUCCUACAAGGAAGAGGUCUUCAACACAGCGGUGACCUUCCUUAACGAGGUGACCAAGGAGUACUUGUUCUACAUGGUGACUUUCAAGGCCACCGCUUCGGGACCCAUCAGCAGCGUUGAAAUGACCACCGCUGUUCGGCAGAGAGUGUCUUCUGCCGUCAAGGUGGACAACCCUCUGUCUGUCCCGGUGACCUUUGCUGUGGAUUGCAAAGUUCCCGACAUCAACGUUCCCCCACAGUUCACUGUUCCUGCGCAGUCGGAGGCUGAUCUUGUCUUUGAGUACCAGCCCCUGAAAACGGGUGAGAGUACCGGGCGCCUGGUGCUUCAAAGCAGCGACUUGGGCUCUUUCUACUACAACCUGCACCUGACAGCCACCGUGAGCAGGCCAGAGAAGCCCCUCUACUUCUGCACCAUGCUGGGCUCCAGUCAGACCAUCACCGCCAAGAUAACAAACUACACCCGGCAGAAGACAGAAUACCUUCUCCAG
Eurypyga helias (sunbittern) is the source of this 3321-nucleotide messenger RNA. Its product is annotated as hydrocephalus-inducing protein-like. The transcript is spliced from 17 exons. The record is from RefSeq and is a predicted model, not a curated record. The annotation marks the transcript as partial. Lineage: Eukaryota; Metazoa; Chordata; Aves; Eurypygiformes; Eurypygidae. Gene Ontology annotation, biological process: axonemal central apparatus assembly; cilium movement. Gene Ontology annotation, cellular component: axoneme.